AUGGCUCAAUCUUAAUUCACUAAUCUUAGAAACUUUAACUAUUAUGACUUCCUAAGUCACUUAGAUGAUCACACCAUUGCAGAAUACAUUUGGAUUGAUGGUACUGGUAAGAACUUACGUUCUAAGACAAAGGUAUAUGAAAGAAAACUCACUAAAUUAGAGGAAUUCGAAUGGUGGACCUAUGAUGGCUCUUCUUGUAACUAGGCUACUACUGGAGAUUCAGAAAUUUGGUUAAAGCCCGUCUUUUUCUGUGUUGACCCUUUCAGAAAGGGUGUGACUGCUUAUCUUGUCCUUUGUGAAACCUACCUCUCUGAUAAAUAAAAUCCUGCUAAAGGUAACUUUAGAUACAUUGCUGAGAAGGUUAUGAAUGAAGCAAAGCAUGAAGACCCUUGGUUCGGAAUUGAAUAGGAGUAUUUCUUAUUUUCUAGAACUGGUACUACUCAUGCUUGGCCUUUAGGUUGGCCUGAUGGUGGUUAUCCUUUCCCUUAAGGAAGAUAUUACUGCUCUGUUGGUGACUUCAACUGCUUUGGCCGUGCCAUUACUGAAGCCCAUAUCAGAUGUUGCCUUGCUGCUGGUAUUAAAAUAGCUGGUAUCAAUGCUGAAGUUGCCCCAAGUUAGUGGGAAUACUAAAUUGGUAUUACAAAGGGAAUACAAUGUGGUGAUCACAUGUGGAUGUCAAGAUACAUUUUGCUCAGACUUGGUGAAGAAAUGGGUGCUCAUGUUGUAUUUGAACCUAAGCCUAUCAAGGGAGACUGGAACGGUUCCGGAGCUCACACAAAUUAUUCUACUAAUUCUACUAGAGCUGAAGGUGGUCUUGACUUUAUUUUAUAAAAUCAUUUACCAAAGUUAAGAGAAAAGCAUCUUGAACACAUAACAGUUUAUGGUGAAGGUAACAAGCAUCGUUUGACUGGAUCAUAUGAAACUAGUUCAAUUCAUACUUUUAGUUAUGGUUUAGGAAGUAGAAGUUGCUCUGUUAGAAUUCCAGUUUAUACUGCAGAUCUUAAAAGAGGUUAUUAUGAAGAUAGAAGACCUGCUUCCAACAUAGAUCCUUAUUUAGUUAGCGCUAUUUUAGUUGAUACUACAGUAUUAGAUUCAAGGUAUUGUGAUACUAUAGUAGCAGCAUACAAAAAGUUUAGAAAAGAAUAAGGAGGUGAAGAAGAAUCAUCUUGUUGA
Tetrahymena thermophila SB210 is the source of this 1173-nucleotide messenger RNA. Its product is annotated as glutamine synthetase. NCBI's taxonomy places the organism in Eukaryota, Ciliophora, Oligohymenophorea, Hymenostomatida, Tetrahymenidae. Gene Ontology annotation, molecular function: glutamine synthetase activity. Gene Ontology annotation, cellular component: cytoplasm. The record is from RefSeq and is a predicted model, not a curated record. The transcript is spliced from 2 exons.